AUGGUGAUUGUCAGACUCAAUAAAUCGAUCGAUACCAAUAAAAAAAAAACAACAGAAGUCAUGGGUAAAGGUGUUUUGAAAUACGGGGGCAAGUCCGGUGUGUUGCCUUCCCCUCGUCAGAUCUUCAAGAAACCAAUCAAGCCAGUGGUUGUCGAUCGUACAAAUCCACAAGGGUACGCCGAAAAUAUUCCGCAUCCAAAAGGGUCAACAAGAAACCCGGAAAUCCCUAGACCCUUCACCCUCGAACAAAGAGUGGCACAGAUCUUGCCAAAGCACCAACUAAAUAUCGAUGAAAAGUUGGCUAAGUUGACCCAGCAAGGCCAUGAAGCCAAGAAAUAUAAGGUGAUCAGAAGUGAAUUGAGAAAACAAUAUUUGAUUGAAGCCUUAAGAGAAGAAGAAGGCAGAUUACACAAAGAAGACGCUAAACAAAAAACCAAGCAGGCACAGGAACACAAGAAGGCCGAGGAACUAAAACAGAUGGAUCUCGAAUCGCAAACCACCAGAUUGACCUUACCAACCAUCGAAAGCUACUUGGAAGGUCCUAUAAUGAGAGAAAGAACUCCUGAAGAAAACAAGCUGUUGAGAUUGAAGAAAAAAUCAAAUAGAUUGACUCAUGAAUUACAAGUGAAGGAAAAUAAGGCCAUAAACUUAUUAGAUUUGUACUACGAAUCAGAAAACUUCGUGAUAGAUGAAGAAAGAUUGGCCCUUGCCAUUGAUAAGGCUUUCGAAAACUCUGACUAUUAUGCCAGUGUGUUAGCUGGGGUACGCAGAAAGUUGCAAGACUUUACAGAGUAUGAAGACAAAUAUAUGGAAAAGGUCAACGAUAAGUUCAAUUACGUGUUGUUUGGUUCUGCUUUUGAAUCGAGACCAGGUAUUUAUGAAAUUGAAGACAAUUUAUCCGGUGAAUUUUCACAAUUAGCCGAAGAAGCGAACAAGAAGGUUGAACAACAAUCUGAUAAGGAAAAGGAAAAGCUUCUCAACUCAUUGGACAAUUAA
This is a messenger RNA of Saccharomycopsis crataegensis, 996 nucleotides long. RefSeq names its product mitochondrial 37S ribosomal protein mS26 PET123 (gene PET123). The transcript has a single exon. The record is from RefSeq and is a predicted model, not a curated record. Lineage: Eukaryota; Fungi; Ascomycota; Saccharomycetes; Ascoideales; Saccharomycopsidaceae. The coding region runs from base 1 to 996 and encodes 331 amino acids.